AUGGAGAGAUUGCUGGGUACUUUGGGCUACGUUCCAGAAGGUUCCGGAAGGUCUGAAGGUGCCGUACUGGAUCGCGUUCGCGAGGGUUUCAUCAAGCAGUUGGGGUUGGAGCGGUUGGAGAAGGUUCAACUCGGCCCGAGGGUUCAGAGCUCCGAGCCGCUGCGGGCUGGGCUGCCUGAGCGCCGUACUCCCAGCACCACAGAGGAAAGCGGCGCGAGCGAUGCCGACGACAUCGACGAAGGUAGCGACGAUGAGUUUGACUCCCUGAAUUUUGCAGAGGUUCCGGAAGACGGCCUGCCGGCCGCGCCGCCGGUGGCCGGCUCCGUUUGUGCCACGCCAAGCAGGCAGUACAUCGGAACUGUGACGGCCACAUGA
Messenger RNA from Effrenium voratum, 375 nucleotides. The record is from the annotation of a GenBank genome assembly. NCBI's taxonomy places the organism in Eukaryota, Dinophyceae, Suessiales, Symbiodiniaceae.